This is a messenger RNA of Neogale vison (American mink), 5167 nucleotides long. It is a transcript of the gene CCN4, whose product is annotated as cellular communication network factor 4. The record is from RefSeq and is a predicted model, not a curated record. Gene Ontology annotation, cellular component: extracellular matrix; extracellular region. Lineage: Eukaryota; Metazoa; Chordata; Mammalia; Carnivora; Mustelidae. Bases 226 to 1329 code for a protein of 367 amino acids. The transcript has 5 exons. Gene Ontology annotation, molecular function: heparin binding; integrin binding. Gene Ontology annotation, biological process: cell adhesion; signal transduction.
AAAAAAAAGAGAGAGGCAGGAAAAGUUUUUUCAGAGGAAAAUGCAGGGUUUGUCCUUAACUCUGACGUCAGAUCUUGCUUUAAUAAAACACCCCCAGGGCUGUGGGAAGAGGCAUAUCUGCUGCUCCUGAUGGGCCAGGCCAGUCUCUCGGCCCAGCUCCCCGGAGAGGCAGCCGGAUCCCUGGAGAGGCUGCUUGGUAGAUGCCUUUGCCCCUGACUUCCAGGCAUGAGGUGGUUCCUGCCCUGGACGCUGGCAGCAGUGACAGCAGCAGCCGCGGGCAGCGUCCCGGCCACGGCCUUCUCUCCUGGCUCCACGGCCAUGGCUUUCACCCCAGUGCCACUGGAGGACACAGCUUCACGCCCCCAAUUCUGCAAGUGGCCGUGUGAGUGCCCACCGUCACCCCCUCGCUGCCCGCUGGGGGUCAGCCUCAUCACAGAUGGUUGUGAAUGCUGUAAAAUGUGUGCACAGCAGCUUGGGGACAACUGCACAGAGGCAGCCAUCUGUGACCCCCACCGGGGCCUCUACUGCGAUUACAGUGGGGACCGCCCGAGGUACGCAAUAGGAGUGUGUGCACAGGUAGUCGGCGUGGGCUGCGUCCUGGACGGGGUACGCUACACCAACGGCCAGUCCUUCCAGCCCAACUGCAAGUACAACUGCACAUGCGUGGAUGGCGCGGUGGGCUGCACACCCCUGUGCCUGCGCGCGCGCCCCCCGCGCCUCUGGUGCCAUCGUCCCCGGCGGGUCAGCAUCCCUGGUCGUUGCUGCCAGCAGUGGGUAUGCGACCACGAUGCCAGGAGGCCACGCAAGACAACACAGCGCCACACCAGUGCUCUAGCUGCCACAGGUGAGAUGGAGUCGUGGCACAGGAACUGCCUCACCUACACGAGCCCCUGGAGCCCCUGCUCUACCACCUGCGGCUUGGGGGUCUCUACCCGGAUCUCCAAUGUCAACAGCCGCUGCUGGCCUGAGCAAGAGAGCCGCCUGUGCAGCCUGCGGCCCUGUGACGUGGACAUCCGUCCGCACAUCAAGGAAGGGAAGAAGUGUUUGGCCGUGUACCAGCCAGAGGCACCCAUGAACUUCACUGUCGCCGGCUGCAUCAGCACACGCCCCUACCGGCCGAAGUACUGUGGGGUCUGCACGGACAGCAGGUGCUGCAUCCCCUACAAGUCCAAAACCAUCGAUGUCUCCUUCCAGUGUCCCGAUGGGCCUGGCUUCUCCCGCCAGGUCCUAUGGAUUAAUGCUUGCUUCUGCAACCUGAGUUGUAGGAAUCCCAACGAUAUCUUUGCUGACUUAGAGUCCUACCCUGACUUCUCAGAAAUUGCCAAUUAGGCAGACACAAAUCACGGGGCUUGGGGCCUAGCCCAGUGUUUGCAAGCCAGCUAGCCCUCUGAGGCCCAACACUUGAGCCCUCUUCAUCCACUUCCCACUGACUUCUAACUAUCCUGAUCCAGAUCCUUGGCCCCCUGUCCUGUCUCCAUCUACCCGAAUAUCCCAUGCUGCGUACACUCCAGAAAAAGUGCCCAUCUCCAAAGAUUCUGGACAAAACCCAAGCCUGUCCAAGUCACCGGAAGUCUUGCCGGAUCUUGCCAGAGUUUCGAGGAACAGCAUCAGCUCAGCACUUAAUAUCACUCAUUUCCAUUCUCGAUCCUGAGCCAUGAGACUCUUUGGGUCUAUUCAGAAGGACUGAUGGGGUGUAGGACCCCGGACCAGUCUAUCAUCUGAGCCCUGCCAAGGGGCACCCGAACAGACAGUUCUGACCAUAGCCCACCCACGGGGCUCUGAUUCCGAAGAUCUGUGCACCCUAAAGUCACCAAAUAUUUGCCAAGUGUUUGGUUGUUUGGUUUUGAAAUUUAAUGGAAAAUUGUGUUCAUUAACCUAGGCUUUGUGGAGGUUAAGUCUGUCUUCAUCCCUGCCCAGUAAGGAUAAAAAUUGGAUUCAUUUUGGUCAGAAAUGCAAUUUGAUAACUUUCACUCUUUUUCAUGGGAAAAGUCUAGUCAAUACUCCAGGGUCAGAGCAGGGUCAGCUCAUUUUCAGAAGAAGUGUCGGCCCCUGGCUAUGAAUCUGAUGCUCAUCCACAGGACAGGGGCAGCCGGCCAGCUCGGGCUCUCAUCCACGCCCUCUCUCUGCUGGGGGGCUCGUGGGAGUUGGUAGAGCCCCUAGGAUGGCCCCUGGGGCCCCUGGGAAUGGCUUCAGGGAGCACUUCUGCUCUUGCAGAGCCCUGGGCGACCCCGUCGUUGUCCAGGCCAGCCCAGCUUGAAAUAACCGACAUAGUUAUAGGCUGGAUGUGGCUCAAACCAAGAACUGGAGCCAACUCAGCCCGAGCCUGGGGCGCCAGAGUCGGGUCAACCCCCCCCCCCCCGGCGCAGGACACCUCUCUUUCUGCCACAGGGACCCCUUCCACAGACUUCGGGUCUGUGGACCCAAACAACCCAGUUCUGGUGUGAAGACAGAGGUAUACCAGUUGUUUAGAAACAGAAAUAUAUUUUAACAGGAAUCAAAAGCCAAAAAGGGGUUGGAGCUAAAACAGAACAGAAAGCUGUUAGGAGUCGAAACGAGGUUAUUAUUUAUGUUAUUAGUAGAAUAUAAAUAUUUACUGUUCUCUUUCUUUUAUUUAGUACCUUUUGGGCCCCAGACUAGUUCUCAGUGCUCUCUGUGCAUUAGCUCCUGGAGAAGCUUUGCAAUCAUGCUGAAAAGUGCCCAGUAUUAUUUCUGUUCUCACAAAUGUGAAAUGGAAGCCCAGAGAGGUAUGGAGCCUUGACCAAAGUCGCCUGGCUGGUGAGAGAGGGGGCGGGGAUUCUAAUCCAACUCGAAAUGACUUUCUAAGCCACGUCGAUGUCCCUGCGCGUACAGCUUCCAGACGUGUCGAGCGGGAAAAUAUGUCCGCAUCACCGACUUCACGUUCUCCUUUUCUACUCUUUUUACUGUCUCUCUGGCUCCUUUCCUAAGAGAAGAGUAUCUGACUUUCUGAUAUUUUAGGUGCCUGAGCAUCCAAAAAUAUAUGGGCUAGACAAAACCCCAUGGAUUCCCUGCCGAUUCCACCCCCUCCCCAGAUCAGAACCAGCUCUCAUCAGGCAUUUAAAAGAGGAUUUUGUGUACCCAGUGCUGCUGAUGAGGGAUGUGUAAGCUGUUCCUCGGGGAAUUCUGUGUGGUGUGCAGAGGGAUUCUGGAGGAGGACCAAGGGUGGGGAAUGGGCCCACCUGACUGUACCUCCCACAUGCCUGGUCCAGUACUAGGCAUACAGUGGUGCUCAACACAUAUUUGAUGAAUUUUAAAAAAACCUUGUAUGUUUUCCUACUUUUGCUCAGAGGCUUUCUUCUUCCAAAGGUACAUGCCAGUCUAAUUUUCAUCAGCCAAGUCUUAUUUUAAGCGCCAUAGGGAAAGAGGCAUUUAAUAUUUAAAGAAAGGUAUAUUUUUAUUGAAAAAAAAAAAAGAAUUCUUGUGUGAAGAGCUUUCACCCUACGAAUAGACUCUCCUAUGAGCCCAUGUGUGUCAGAUUUUCUCAGAGUGAGAUCUGUAAAUGACAAAGACUGGGUGACAGCUAACCGCAUUUGAAAUUCAGCAGAAACCCAAGAGCUAGGUUCUUAAGGAAUUUGCAUCCCAAUUUGGGAAAAUGAGCAUAGCUUCCAAGAUCCUGGGAAGCCGAGCUGGAGAAAUCUGGGAUUGUCCUGGGACUGAGUGGGCCAGCGUGUUUUGAGAAACAGACCCGUCCAGCGCAGAGAACGCCUCAGCCCCAUGUUACGACGUCACUGGGAAGGAGGUUCGGGGCAAAUGUAAGUAAGGAAGAUCUCUCUAGCGGCCACGGUCACUCUGCCCUGGUGCAACCUACUUCAGUCAAAGUUAGGAAUAAAUAAUCCCAAUGCAAAAAUGUCUCUUUAUUGAAAGCUUACGUGGUACCACCCACUUUGCUAGCUUUUCAAUUAUCUUACUCAUGAUCACAGCAAUUGUAAGUAAGCCUCUCGUUCCCAUCUUUCCCACGAAAAGUUUGAGACUCAAAGAGGCUGAGAAUUCAGCCAAAACACGCUGGAGCCCAAAUUCCAGCUUACUCCACUGGGCCUUGCUCUCCGGGAGGCCUCCAGGCGGAGCGUAAAUGACCCCCAACCGAGUGUUCAUUGGCUGGGGAAUCCAGUGGGUGAGAUAAAUGAGCUCUCUAGACCUUCAUAACUCCUGUCCCACGUUCUGGGGUCGAGGCAAAGAAAGGAUUUGUUAACCUUUGUUGAAGAAAUUUGCAUUCGUGCUCAGAGUAAAUUUCUUGGGCUCAGGCGGGCGGAGAGAGGAAACAUGCCUUCACCAAACCACUGCUUCUUGCUAACCCUUGAGCAUUUUGGGGAGCACCCCUGAGGGCCGGGCCUGGGCUAGAUGCUUCACUGCACUAAUUUAUUCAAUCCUCAUAGCAAACCUACGAGGUGUAGCAUUAUAAUCAUUUUCCCAUUUAAGAGGUAGGACACUGGGGUCACAGGGGUUAUUUGCUCAGUGUCUUACCAACUAGUGAACUGUGGACCAGGAUUGCAAACCUGGGUCAGUCUGACACCUGAGCCAUCUUGCCUGUCACUAAGCCCAGUUAGCAUGCCCCCCAAUUAAAAGACACAAGAGACGCUUUACCAACAAGACAACAAUUACAAUGAUAAUUUCAAAGUGAUUCAGGGAGUGAAUAAAGAAAGUAGAUUCGAAUGAUAUGAUCCAACUGAUAUAAUUUCAUUAACAUUGUACUGUGUUAGAGAUAAUGGGGAAGCAAUGUAGCCCCUGACUAGUCUAUUGAAUUAGGUCACUGCCUUUUUAAGGACUUAUCUUGAUCCAAAGUAACUGCCUUAAGCCUGCAUAGCUGGGGCUCAUGAACGGUCAGAAUGGUCACCUGUGUAUCUCUACACAUACACACAUGUGUGUCUGUGUGUGUGUAUGUAUGUCUAUAUCAUAUUCAGACUGUGACUUCGUAUUUAAGUAUUCCUACUGCCAUUUUUGCAAGGGACUAAAAUACAAAAGAAGGAAUGUCUCAGAAUUUCCCAAUAGAGGAAAAAACAGCACUUGGGCAAUCUGUCAUGUUUUAUAACAUUCCUCAUUUUCUCAUGAUCUGUGUAGCACAGAACGUGUUUGUUCAAUGUGAAGGAUUUUCAUUGCUCAAAUUCCCCAUUUAUGUUUUUCUCCUUAAAGCAAUAAAUCAUCAGCAAAAUCA